This is a messenger RNA of Zingiber officinale, 696 nucleotides long. Its product is annotated as elicitor-responsive protein 1-like. NCBI's taxonomy places the organism in Eukaryota, Viridiplantae, Streptophyta, Magnoliopsida, Zingiberales, Zingiberaceae. The record is from RefSeq and is a predicted model, not a curated record. Bases 78 to 512 code for a protein of 144 amino acids. The transcript has 5 exons.
GAAAAGAUACAAAGAGAUCAGAGAAGAAACAAAGAGAAAGACAAGGAAGAAGAGAUCAUACAAUUAAUUACUUAAAGAUGAGUUUUGGGGAAUUAGAAGUGUUACUGGUGGAUGCCAAAGGCCUCAAGGACACUGAUCUAAUAGGCAAGAUGGAUCCUUAUGUGGAGAUUCAAUACAGGGAUCAGCAACAGAAGAGCAAAGUUGCAUAUACAGAGGAAGGAGGAAAUCCACGGUGGAAUCAGAAAUUCAAGUUCAAGGUUCACCAUCCACUCGAGAACAACCCCAUUCGACACAAGCUUGUGCUUCGAGUCAUGGACCGUGACACCUUCUCGGCCGAUGAUUUUGUCGGAGAAGCAACGAUUAAUGUUGGAGAUGUGAUUGCGAUGGGGUUGGAGAAGGGGUUUAUGGAAGUGAACCCUUGCAAGUAUCGGGUUGUGCUUUCCGAUAAGAGAUAUCACGGCGAGAUAAGAGUUGGUGUCACCUUCAAAUUAAUUAAUUUAACCAAGAUGUGAUGGAGUGAAAAAAGGAGUUUGGAUUUAUGGAUUAUGCAAGUGCUCGAAGAAUAGAUAGAUAGUGAUCUCCUUAGUUAGCUGACCAAUUAUUUGAUUUGUUGUUGAAAUUGAAUUAAAUUUGUUUAGUUCAUUUGUUUAUUUUUUUUUUUUUUGGAAAAUGUAUUAAAUUCAUUUUAUUAUUGGA